UCCACAAUUGAGGCCAAAUAUCUAAAUCCCCAGAAUUUGCCCACCACUUUAUAACCCUCCACGUCCAUUUUCAACCAAAUCCCCACGAAACUCACUUCCCGUACUUCCAGAGAGAGAGAGAGAGAACUCAGAGCCACACUUGUCUAUCUCGCAGACUCUUGGAACAAGGUUGUUUUUUCUGUAUGUACGUGUGGUGGAGUUGUAUGAUAAAAUGGGGAAAGGUAGACCUAGGGCUGUUGAGAAGGGUGUGUCAGGGCAAAAUCUUAGUGUUUCGCCAUCUGGGUCAUUGAAUAUACCAUCUGGGCCUGUGUAUUAUCCAACUGAGGAUGAAUUUAGAGACCCUUUGGAGUAUAUAUGUAAGAUUAGGCCGGAGGCUGAGCCUUAUGGGAUUUGUAGGAUAGUUCCACCAAAGAAUUGGAAGCCCCCAUUUGCAUUGGAUGAGGGUUCCUUUACUUUUCCCACUAAAACACAAGCCAUUCACCAGUUACAGGCGCGGCCCGCCGCGUGUGACUCGGAGACUUUUGAGUUGGAGUAUGGUAGGUUUUUGGAUGAUCAUUGUGGGAAGAAGUCGAGGAAGAAGGUGGUUUUCGAGGGGGAGGAGUUGGAUUUGUGUAAAUUGUUUAAUGCCGUGAAGCGGUAUGGUGGUUAUGAUAAGGUUGUCAAGGAGAAGAAGUGGGGGGAGGUCUCGCGGUUCGUGAAGUCGGCAAGGAAGAUUUCUGAGUGUGCAAAGCAUGUGUUGUGUCAGUUGUAUCGAGAGCAUUUGUAUGAUUAUGAGAAAUAUUAUAAUCGGUUGAAUCGAAAGGCAGGUAGUGGUUGUAAGAGGAGAUUGCAUAAGGAGGGGAAGAGUGAACAUGAGGCUGAGUUUUCGGGCUCGAAAAGGAGGCGAAAGAAUAAUGGUGGGGAUAAAGUUAAGGUUUGUAAGGUAGAGGUGGAGGAAGAGCGUGAUCAGAUAUGUGAACAGUGCAGAAGUGGAUUGCAUGGGGAAGUGAUGCUUCUGUGUGAUAGGUGCAAUAAGGGGUGGCAUAUUUAUUGUCUUUCUCCGCCUUUAAAGCAGGUCCCACCUGGGAAUUGGUAUUGCUUAGAGUGCUUGAAUUCUGACAAGGAUUGCUUUGGUUUUGUGCCUGGUAAACGGUACUCAUUGGAAUCUUUUAGGCGUGCGGCCGAACGUGCCAAGAAGAGAUGGUUUGGGUCAGGAUUUCCUUCACGGGUUCAAAUUGAGAAAAAGUUCUGGGAAAUUGUGGAGGGAUCGGUUGGUGAGGUUGAAGUUAUGUAUGGUAGUGACUUGGAUACAUCUAUAUAUGGCAGUGGUUUUCCACGUGCAAAUGACCAGAGACCAGAAGCAGUUGAAGCUAAAGCUUGGGAUGAAUACUGCGAUAGUCCUUGGAAUCUUAAUAAAUUGCCUAAGUUGAAAGGGUCAAUGCUUCAAGCUCUUCAUCAAAACAUUACUGGUGUUAUGGUGCCCUGGCUGUAUAUUGGGAUGCUAUUCUCGGCUUUUUGCUGGCAUUUUGAAGAUCACUGUUUUUACUCAAUGAAUUAUCUACACUGGGGAGAGCCAAAAUGUUGGUACAGUGUCCCUGGUAAUCGAGCCAGUGCUUUUGAAGAGGUCAUGCAGAAGACUCUUCCCGAUCUUUUUGAUGCACAACCAGAUCUGCUCUUCCAGCUUGUCACCAUGUUGAAUCCAUCUGUCUUGCAAGAAAAUGGAGUUCCUGUCUAUAGCAUUCUACAGGAGCCUGGUAAUUUUGUCAUCACCUUCCCAAGAUCAUACCAUGGAGGUUUCAAUCUUGGUUUAAAUUGUGCCGAGGCCGUCAAUUUUGCUCCUGCUGACUGGCUGCCUCAUGGUGGAUUUGGAGCAGAUCGGUAUCGGGAGUAUCACAAAGCUGCUGUGUUGUCUCAUGAGGAGCUUCUUUGUGUUGCAGCCAAGCAGAGUGACUGCAAUAGGCGAGUAUCAUCUUAUCUGAAGGAAGAAUUGCUUAGAAUAUAUACUAACGAGAAAAGUUGUAGAGAGCGACUUUGGAAAAAUGGCAUUAUAAAAUCAUCUCCCAUGUCCCCUCGGAAAUGUCCUGAAUAUGUUGGUACUGAGGAGGAUCCAACAUGCAUUAUUUGCAAGCAGUAUCUUUAUCUCUCUGCAGUUGCUUGCCAGUGUAGGCCAUCUGCCUUUGUAUGUCUGCAGCAUUGGGAACGCCUUUGUGAAUGCAAAUCCAGUAAACUGCAUCUUCUUUAUCGUCAUACACUUGCUGAAUUGUAUGACUUAGUGCUUACAAUGGAUAAAUAUAGUUGUGAAGAGACGACACAAAGUAGAAAUAUACGGAGGCAAAUAUCUUGUUCCAUUGAACCAAAGGCUUUGAAAAAAAAGGUGAAUGGUGGCCAUGUUACUCUUGAUCAGCUUGCGGCACAAUGGCUUUUGCGUUCAGCUAAGAUUUUUCAGAGUCCAUUUUCAAGUGAAUCCUGUGUUGCCGCGUUGAAGGAAGCUGAACAGCUCCUUUGGGCUGGUUCUGAAAUGGAUUUGGUGCGAGACACAGUAAAGAAGUUGAUUAAAGCUCAGAAAUGGGCAGAAGGAAUAAGAGAUUGUGUAUCUAAAAUUGAAAACCGGUCACGUCAUUGCGAUGUUGAUCUGGAUAAAAUUCACUUUGAAUAUGUUGAAGAGUUGCUGAGUUUCAAUCCUUUGCCCUGUAAUGAGCCUGAGCGUCUCAAGUUGAAGGAGCAUGCAGAAGGGGCAAGACUGUUGAUUCAGAAAAUUGAUAAUGCUCUAUCAACAUGCACCAAGAUUUCUGUUUUGGAAUUCUUGUACUCCCAAACUUGUGACUUACCAAUUUAUGUAAAAGAGAUUGAGAAGUUAUCACUGAAAAUUUCUUCAGUAAAGGUCUGGAUAGAAAACGUAAGAAAAUGCAUCUCGGAGAAACAUCCUGCUGCAAUUGAGGUUGAUAUCCUCUACAAGUUAAAGUCACAGAUUUCUGAGCUUCAAGUUGAACUCCCAGAGACAGACAUGCUUCUAGACCUAUUAAGGCAAGCUGAAUUAUGUCGUGCUCAGUGUCGUGAGAUCUUGAAAGGUCCUAUUAGUCUAAAGAAUCUCGAAGUGCUUCUUCAAGAAUUGAAUAGUUGUACUGUUGACAUACCAGAGUUGAAGCUUCUGAGGCAAUACCAUAGUGAUGCUGUUUUAUGGAUCUCCCGCUUCAAUGAAGUCCUGGUGAACAUUAGUGAACGCGAGGAUCAGCACAAUGUGGUUGAUGAGUUAAAUUGCAUUCUCAAGGAUGGAGCAUCUUUAAGAAUUCAAGUUGAUGAAUUGCCUCUAGUUGGUGUUGAGUUGAAGAAGGCCUGUUGCAGGAAAAAAGCUCUUAAGGCACGACAUAUGAAAAUGUCUCUGGACUUCAUUCAGCAACUGACGAUGGAGGCUUCUGUGCUUGAGAUUGAGGUAGAGAAAUUAUUUGUUGAUAUGCCUGGAAUACUUGCUGUUGCCAUGCAUUGGGAAGAAAGAGCAAAAGAUAUUCUUGCACAUGAGGCUGCAUUGUGCGACUUUGAGGAUGCCAUAAGGGCUUCGGAAGACAUAUUUGUGGUUCUACCUUCUCUUAAUGAUGUCAAAGAUGCGGUGUUAAUAGCCAAGUCCUGGUUAAAGAAGUCAAAGCCCUUUUUAACUUCUGCUUUGUCUGAAGCUCCUGCCUCAAGCUCUUUGCUAGAAUUUGAGGUGUUGAAGGAGUUGGUUUCUCAGUCAAAGCUUCUGAAGAUAUCUUUGGACGAAAGAAGGGUGCUAGAAACAUUUUUGAAGAAGUGUGAGGAGUGGGUGUGUGACGCAUGUUCUCUACUGCAAGAUGUUGGACUCAUAUUUAAUAUGUGUAAUGUUGGUGAUGGAAUAGGCAACUGUGUUAUUUCCAAAGUGGAAUGUAUGGUUUCUAAAGUGGAAUCCACCAUGAAAAGUGGUUUAUCUCUUGGUUUUGACUUCCGUGAGAUUCCGGAACUUCAAGAUGCAUGCUCUACACUUCAAUGGUGCAAGAAGGCCCUUUCUUUCUGCUCUGGUGCUCCUGCUUUUGAGGAUGUUGAGAGCUUGAUGGAGUCUGUAGAGCAACUUCCCCAUUCACGUGCCUCUGGUCCUUUAUGCAGCUCGUUGAUUGUUGGCAUUAAAUGGUUUAAGAAAGCCGCAGAGGCAAUCUCUGUGCCACGCGGUUUCAAAAGAUGCAAUUUGAGUGAUGUUGAAGAAAUUCUUGCUGAGAAUACCAAUGUCUCCUUUCCAGUGAUGGUUGGUCAACUUGAAAAUUCUAUCCAGAAACAUAAGCUGUGGCAAGAACAAGUGCUUCAGUUUUUCAAUCUAAAGCUUGAGCAUCGAUCUUGGUCUCAAAUGCUAGAGCUCAAGGAACUUGGAAAUGCUGUUGCUUUUAGUUGCUCAGAACUUGAUAUGGUCUUAUUUAAAGUUGAAAGGGUUGAGAAGUGGGUGCAGCGCUGCAUAGAUGUGAUUGGAGAGAACAAUUCUUUGCUUGAUGCUUUACGAAAGAUAAAGCAGACUCUAGAUAGAUCUUUGUAUAUAUAUGACACGUCAUGCCCCUGUAAAACCAGAAACUUAUGUGUCUGCUGCUCCAAUGAUAAUGAUGACCUGGCGCUUCUUACUUGUUCUACAUGCAAGUACUGCUAUCAUUUGCGGUGCCUAGGACCAACGACAAUAGAUUCAAAUCAUGCCGAAGAGUAUAUUUGUUGUUAUUGCCAAAUUUUGGAGGGUGGAUCAAUUUUUCAAAAUAAAGGCGGUCCUAUGAGAUUGGGAGGGAAGCGUCCUGAAUUACAAAUGCUUGUUGAACUUCUAUCUGAUGCUAAAGACUUUUCUUUGUGGAUUGAGGAAAGAGAUGUAUUGGAACAGCUUGUGGAUCAAGCUCAAGCAUGCAGAACUUUCUUGACAGAAAUAGUCAAUUUUGCUUUAGCUUAUUUUGAUAAAGAUCUCGGUGUGGUCUCUGAAAAAUUAACUACUGCUCUUAAGGCCAUUGAAGUGGCAGGUCUUUAUGAUCAUCAAGCUAAUCACAGCCUUGAGCUGGCAUUAGCAAGAUACUCUUGGAGAUUCAAAGUCAAUAGGUUAUUAGGGGGUUUACAAAAGCCCACGAUCCAACAGAUUCAGCAGCAUUUGAAAGAGGGUCUUUCUAUGAGCAUUCCACCUGAAGAUUACUAUAGGCAAAGACUUACGGAAGUGAAGCGUAUUGGCUUGCAGUGGGCAGAACGUGCCAGGAAGGUUGCAACUGAUUCUGGAGUUCUCAGUUUAGAUAAAGUUUUUGAACUUAUCAUGGAAGGUGAAAAUUUGCCUUUUUACUUGGAGAAGGAAAUUAAGUUACUACGAGAACGAAGUAUGCUUUAUUGUAUUUGUCGAAAGCCAUAUGAUCAGAGAAAAAUGAUUGCUUGUGAUCAAUGUGAUGAGUGGUACCAUUUUGAUUGCAUUAACUUAGUUUCCACACCAAAGGUCUACAUCUGUCCUGCUUGUAAGCCUCAACAACAAGACUUGUCUGCAACACCUUCAGUUGAUCUUGAUAGAUCAAUUAGUGUCAAGUUUGUAGAGCCUAAAACACCUUCUCCUAUACAUACAAAGAAACUGAGAGAAGCUGAGCCUAGUCCAAGGCAAAAGAUGCUUUCAAUUACAGAUCAUAGUAAUAGUUUUAGCAGUGGGAUUGAAUGCUUAUGGUGGCGAAAUCGGAAGCCCUUCAGAAGAGCAGCAAAAAAACGUGCUGAGCUUGACAUUCUUUCUCCAUUUUUCCAUGUACAACAAUAAAACCGGAAGUAGAUGGUUAUCAAUCAUUUAAUUUAUUCAAUUGAUUUUUAUGGUUUCCGCUCAA
Messenger RNA from Quercus robur (English oak), 5795 nucleotides. Its product is annotated as lysine-specific demethylase JMJ17. NCBI's taxonomy places the organism in Eukaryota, Viridiplantae, Streptophyta, Magnoliopsida, Fagales, Fagaceae. The transcript is spliced from 34 exons. Gene Ontology annotation, biological process: chromatin remodeling. The record is from RefSeq and is a predicted model, not a curated record. Gene Ontology annotation, molecular function: DNA binding; histone demethylase activity. Bases 212 to 5731 code for a protein of 1839 amino acids. Gene Ontology annotation, cellular component: nucleus.